GGGUCACCAGGCAUCAGGUCAUUUGGCUCGACAGCGGGCACCGCGUCAUCUGGCAAGGCAGUGGGCUCCGAGUCAACAGGCACGACAGUGGGCACCGGGUCAUCAGGUACCGGAUUGUCUGGCUCGACAGCAGGCAUCGGGUCACCAGGUAUGACAGCGGGCACUGGGUCACCAGGCAUCAGGUCAUUUGGCUUGCCAGCGGGCACCGCGUCAUCUGGCAAGGCAGUGGGCACCGGGUCACCAGGCAUUGGAUCGUCUGGCUCGACAGCGGGCAUCGGGUCACCAGGCAUCAGGUCAUUUGGCUCGCCAGCGGGCACCGCGUCAUCUGGCAAGGCAGUGGGCACCGAGUCACCAGGUACGACAGCGGGCUCUGAGCCAAUUGGCACGACAGCGGGCACCGGAUCAGGUACCGGAUCAUCUGGAUCAAAAGCGGGCAUCGAGUCAACUGGC
Molecule: messenger RNA, 450 nt
Organism: Staurois parvus
Lineage: Eukaryota; Metazoa; Chordata; Amphibia; Anura; Ranidae
Source: the annotation of a GenBank genome assembly